This is a messenger RNA of Candida dubliniensis CD36, 1149 nucleotides long. RefSeq names its product Hat2p (gene HAT2). Gene Ontology annotation, molecular function: histone binding. The record is from RefSeq and is a predicted model, not a curated record. Gene Ontology annotation, cellular component: Rpd3L complex; cytoplasm; Rpd3L-Expanded complex. Gene Ontology annotation, biological process: regulation of gene expression. Bases 1 to 1149 code for a protein of 382 amino acids. Lineage: Eukaryota; Fungi; Ascomycota; Pichiomycetes; Serinales; Debaryomycetaceae. The transcript has a single exon.
AUGUCUGAACAACCAACAGAACCACUUUCGAUCAAGGAAGAAUAUCAACUAUGGAGGGAAAACUGUCGAUACAUGUAUGAGUUUGUUAGUGAGACGGCAUUGACAUGGCCAUCACUUACAAUUCAAUGGCUUCCAAAGUACACUCAAUCCAAGGGGCUCAUUGAUGCCAAACUUCUAUUGGGAACACAUACGUCCAACCAAAGUGAAAACCAGUUGAAAGUUGCAUCAACACAGUUGCUGGCAGACCCGAAUGUCAAGGCCAAUUCGAAAAUCAAAAUUGUAGAGAAACUCGAAAAUAAUGCCGAAAUCUGCCGUGCAAGAUACAUGCCACAAGAUGCAAAUAUCGUAGCCACCAUCAACGGGUUGGGUGAGGUGGACUUGUAUAAUUUAGACACUGAAACCAGAUAUUCACAUUUUGCUCCACACACAAAGAACGGGUACGGCAUAUCUUGGAACCCCAAACAAAAAGGAUUAUUAGUCACUGGUGCUGAUGACCAUCUUGUUUGCGUUAGUGACACCACCACUACCAAAACUAUUUUCAAAAGUGACAUACAAAAAGAUAUUGUUAAUGAUGUUAAAUGGCACCAAUUCAAUGGCAAUUUAUUUGCAUCAGUGUCAGAGGAUAGCCAUGUUUACUUGUUUGAUAUAAGAGAUAACAAAGUGGUUAGUGAAUACUACGCAGAAUCUUCCAAUGGUAUCAAUUCCUUGGCAUUCUCUUCAUUUGCGGAGAACUUGAUGGCAAUUGGUAAUACAAAUUCAAAUAUCAAUUUAUUAGACUUGAGAAAAUUGGAUCUGUCCUCAGGAUUGUUACACACCAUGAUGGGCCAUUCAGAGGGGAUAACUUGUAUGGAAUUUUCACCCCACCAUGACGGUAUACUUGCCACUGGAUCGCAAGACAGAAGGAUAAUUAUUUGGGACUUGUUCAAAGUUGGAGAAGAGCAACAACAAGAAGACGCUGAGGAUGGGUGUCCCGAACUAUUCAUGAUGCAUGCUGGUCAUACUGCAGGAGUAAGCGAUUUAAGUUGGUGUCCUUUUAAAGAGUGGAUGAUUGGGUCGGUUGCUGACGAUAAUAUUGUCCAUCUUUGGGAAAUCAGUAAAAAGUUGAUUACAAACGAAGAAGUUGAAGUAGAUGAGUCGGUUUUAGAGUAG